CAUUUUCAGUCAGUCACUGAUUGAAUGCGGACUUGCAAUAUCGCGCUGUCGGGAGCUCUCUGGUGCCAAGAGAGCUGCUACCAAAAAUAUAAGUGAGAUGGUAUAAAAGUGCCACCAAGACUGCUGUGAAAAUGUGCUAAAGCAGAAAGUGGAAAAAAGUGAACCAACGGGAAAAUUUCUAUUUUCUUCAUUCUAUUUAUGGUGAACCUCAUUCUACCAGUGUCAAAUAUUUUCUCCUGAUAGGCUGAAAAUAGCCAACAUGCAGUGUCUGUGAAAAGUGUCCCAACGAAAAACUAAACUAGCGAAGAAAAAGUUUCCUUCUAAUAGUAGUGGCCAAGCAUAUGCAAGAUUGAAAUAGGAAAAUUGAGUGAUCAAGCGUGAAGUGCUGAAAAUAAAAGUAAAAGGUUAUACGGAUUCCCGCUUUAGCUCAAAUGUUUUUGGCUUAUUACCGGCCACUUUAUAGUUAGUGUUAGUUAUAUAUAGUGCGGGCAAAGUGCAUUUAAAUAGCGAGCAGUAUAGGCGAACUACGCCACACCGCCGAUAGCUGGGAAACUAAUAGCGAUAUCACCACCACUUCGGUUGCGCACAUAGAUAAUGACCGCAGCAGUUAUGGCAGCAGACGGAAGCUUUGACCCAGUAAUUUCAAAACUGAUCACAUCGCUGAAGGAGGCGGAAAGUCUAUCGGAAGAGCAGGAUCUGGGCUUUUUGCAAAACCUUCUCCAAUCCAAGGAACUCAACGCUCUGGUUAAUGUGCACAGCAAAGUGGCCAAAAUCAACAAGGAUGACCGGAUAGCACCGCUCCUGUCCGCGUCCAUGCAGGUACUCAUAGAAGUGUUAGAAUUGUUAGCGCCAAGAUGUCACAUUUCUCCACUAUGCAAGGAAGUGUUCCAUCUGUUGCAGACGCCACACUUACAGAGUCUCCUAUUCGCACAUGAUGCCAUUGCGCAGAAAGACUUUUUCCCACAUCUACCGGAGAUACCCGUCGAGGUGGACGAGGACGAGGAAACUAUCAAAAUCGUACAACUAGUGAAAAGUAACGAACCAUUGUGUGCUGGAGCACAAAGUGCGGAACCAAUUGUAGGUGCCACUAUCAAAACCGAUGAGGAAACGGGCAAAAUUAUCAUCGCACGAAUUAUGCAUGGAGGCGCAGCCGAUCGAUCCGGGUUGAUCCACGUGGGCGAUGAGGUUAUCGAAGUUAACAACAUCAACGUGGAAGGAAAAACUCCGGGUGACGUGCUGUCGAUACUGCAAAACUCGGAGGGAACCAUAACGUUCAAACUAGUGCCAUCCGAUGGCAAGUUGGAUCAGCGGGAAAGCAAGGUGCGUGUUAGAGCGUACUUCGAUUACGAACCGGAGAACGAUCCGUACAUCCCGUGCAAGGAAGCUGGAUUGGGAUUCGUGAAGGGAGAUAUUCUGCACAUCGUGUCACAGGACGACUCCUACUGGUGGCAGGCUCGGAGGGAAUGUGAAAAGACAACCCGAGCCGGUCUUAUUCCUAGCCGUGCUCUACAAGAGCGGCGAAUUUUACACGAACGCACUCAGAAAGAAUCCAACGGAGAAACCAAAAAAGGAUCAUGUGCCUCCAUCUGUACGACACCACCCGGUUCACCCAAUCCAAACAAUCCCUGUCGGGGACCAAAAACUAAAAAGAUUAUGUACGAUACAGCGGAAAACGAUGACUUUGAUCGGGAGUUGAUCGCCACCUACGAGGAGGUCGCUAAGCUGUACCCCAGGCCCAACGUGUACCGGCCAAUCGUGCUGAUCGGUUCGCCUGGUGUUGGCCGGAAUGAGCUGAAGCGGCGGCUUGUAGCUAGGGAUCCGGAGAAAUACAAAAGUCCAGUGCCAUACACAACUCGACCGGUGCGUCCAGGCGAGGUUGCCGGUCGGGAGUAUCUAUUCGUGACACGCGAAAAAAUGGAGAACGACAUUGCCAGCGGAAAGUUCAUCGAGCACGGAGAAUACAAGGGGCACCUAUACGGAACGUCCGGGGAAAGCGUGAAAAGUAUCGUGAAUGCGGGCUGCGUGUGUGUGCUCAGUCCGCACUACCAGGCGUUGAAAUCGCUGAGGACACCCCAGCUGAAGCCGUACAUCGUCCAUAUCCGACCACCGGCAUUCGACAAACUGAAGCAAAGUCGCACCAAGGCUCGUGCUCGUUCAACCUUUGACGAGUCGAAUUCAAGGGGAUUCACGGACGAAGAGUUCAACGAAAUGAUAAAAUCGGACGAAAGGAUCACUUUCCUGUACGGACACUUUUGCGAUGACGAAAUCGUCAACGGUGACCUGACGGAGGCGUUCGAGAAGCUGGUAAGUCUGGCCAACAAGGCAGAAACGGAACCGCUGUGGGCCCCGGUCAGUUGGGUGCAAUGAAGGCACAUUUGCUCUGCUGCCACCGAGCCGGAGUUUGUUGAGCUUACGUGAGCCGUGCGGAAGGAGGUGCUCGAAAAAUCGGUGUUCUGUUUUAUUGUUGCUACAACCAACGGGGAACUGCAGUACGUGUUUUUGUAUUAUAGUGGUUGAUUUAUUGUUUCUUUUUGCUCGCUCGUGUAUAAAAAAUAAGAACGCAAACCAAUCGGAGAAAAUAACUUUAGUGAGUUUGAUUUAGUUCUGAUAUUUCACUGUUUUGUUGAAAUUUAUCUUAAUAUUUUGCGCCGGAGACAUUGAUUUCUGGCGACCCACAGAGAACCAAACGUCCAUCUAGAAUAUAAUUUGCAAUUAUUUUGUAAUGUUUAGUGACAAAAUUUAGACACAAAUAUUUUUUCGUUGUCAGUGCAUUUUUGUUUUGGAAUGACUCCAGUGUGAAAUUUAUUUUAAAGAAAUUGUAUAUUACUGUUAGAAAAUGCCUAGAUUACCGAUACGCAUACCUAGUUUCAUAAUCUAAUGAAAGAUUUUGUCCGCUAAUACUUGAAUGAAUUUGAAAUUUAAGACAAUAUUUUAGUUUAGGUAACAUGAGUAUAAUCAAUGCGUUCCACACUGCCCUUGCAUUCAAAGAGAUGUGGUUAUCGAAUAUUCAACACUCUGGUUAAAUUCUUCAUAAAUUUUUAUACGGGAUAUCAUAAAUCAAGGUAAAACACCAACAGAGAUUAUACUUUCGAAAUCAGGAUUAGAAAUGAAUUUUUUUGAAGCUCCUUGCACAAUUCAGUGCGCCAACAGCUAUAGUAUCGCUCUUAUCUGUGUUUUUUGUGAAUUUGAGUGGCAUCAGCUUCAAACUGACUGCCAAACAAUAUAUUUUUAGGAAACCUCGGCCUUUGAGGCACUACUCAUUAUAAGACGUGUGAAACUUUUGUUUAGAUUUGCGCAAUAUUGGUGUUGAAAUAUGUUCCGUCAUUAAACGAUGGAAUCCCAUCAAUCUUAAUACUUCUUAAACAAAUUUCGGUAUGUUCGGGAAAUGCAUCGCUUUGCAGCGUGCGACUUGAAGCUUUUCAAUCCGAACUCCAUUCAUUUACCUGCUGAGCUUGAGCUUGAGUUUGUUUGAGCUUGUGCGACCACCCCUGGCUGUUACUCCGUUAUCGAUCUGGACUAACUGAAAUUGCACAGGGAUUCAGUAGACAAUUAUGCUUGAGAGUAGCAAAACAUCUUUCAAUGUGCAACUCCUGGUAAUCCUAUAGUGUUUAUUGAUCAAUACCGGCGCCGGCCAGGCCCGAACGUAGAUCGCGGAAGGAAUGUUAGUCCGAUACUUUCUUUUUCUAGAGGCCGUAUAUACUACUUUAUUUCCCUUCCGAAGGACGACGUGAAUUGAACCCACACCAACUGGAAUGCGCGGCGGUCACGCUUACCACUCAACCACCGGCUCCGUCCCAGACCCUCAUUCAUUUACUUACUGGACCACUCAAUCUACGUCCCUAGUCGAUAGUAUCGGAUUUCGUCUUUUUUUGUUUAGUUCAUUUUUUGACACUGCUCGAUGUGUGAGCUUUUAAGGACGCGACGACUCGCAUUAAAAUUAAAAAGACGGACAACAAAAGAUUUUGACCGGCAGUAGAAGUAGUCUUUGUAUGGUGGCAAGUUCAGCGGAUCAUUCCAAGGCAAUUGACGUAACGCAUAUCUUAUGAAUCUGCGCUGGACGGCUUCAAUUCUUUUGCUCCAAGUUGCAUGGUAGGGGCCCCAGACAACAUUUGCGAAUUCCAACUGUGAGCGCAUAAGUGAACAAUAUAACGCAUUAAAACAUAAAGGAUCCCGGAAUUUGUUGGAUAUUUUGGACAUGAAACCUAGUAGACGAUUUGCUUUGUCAAUGAGCGCUGAGAAAUGAUGGGUGUACGUUAGCCUUUCAUCUAGAAUGACGCCCAAACCUUUUACAUGUCAACGCGUUGCAGCUGAGUUCCAGCAAUGUUGUAGAAAGUAAACAUGUUCCUCGUUCGAUGAAAGCUGAUAACAAAGCAUUUGCAACACUAAGAACCAUCAUAUUUCUUUUAUACCAACUCUAAAAGGUAUCACCGAGUUACUGUAACUCACGGCAAUCGGCUUCUUUCCUUAUAACUAGAAAUAUUUUCAAGUCGUCGGCAAACAACAGUUUUCCUUCACGCAUUAAGAUGAAAACCACAUCAUUCACGAACAGUGAAAACAGUAGCGGACCAAGCGUACUACCUUGGGGAACUCCAGAAUGGUUGGAAAAGGUUACAGAUACAUUGUCACCAAUUUGGACGACUUUGCAGUGAACAAGGUAUGAUCGAAGCCAACGGCAGAAUCGAGUAAUGCAUCCAAGUUUAUCAAGCUUCGUAAACAGUAUCUCAUGGUUAGCAAUGUCGAAAACCUUCGCAAUGAAGUUAUUCCACGAUAAUUUUCGAUGUUGCAUUUGUCACCUUCUUUGUACACCAGAAACAUCACCGAACACUUCCAUUCAUUAGGAAAUUUAUGCUGCUGAAGUGACAUUUAAAAGGUAUGCCAGUAGGAUCGCUAAAAUAUCGGAACAUUUUUUUAGAAUUGCAGAGGGUAUUGUACUUACUCCUGGAUCAAACGACGAUUUAGUUUUCCGAAUUGCAGAGAGAACCGAUUGUCCUGAAAUUGUGAAUACAUCCAUGUCCAUAGCAUCAACGGAAACAUCACGAACCGCAUCUUCGAGCUCGAUAACAGAUGGCACAUUAGUUGUGAAAACACUCGAGAAGUAACUAUCAAAUAGUGAGCAUUUUUCCGCAGUCGUAGUCGCUUUUUCGUCAUUGUAAACCAUCUUAGAUGAGAGGUCAGCUUCUUUUCUUUUCGUGUUAACGAAAGACCAAAAGUCUUUCAGAUUUCUUCGUAAGUUUUUUAGAAUACGGUAUAUCCUUUGUAUUUUUUUGUAACUGCGAUACUCAUUACUGGCUAUUGCAAAGAAGCGCUUGAGAAAAGGACAUCAUUGAUUUGUGUACGCACGAACAGCUUUGGCACAAGUGUAAUAACGCUCCAACAAGGCUUCGAAAUAGUGUCGGGUUGUCGAAUCGUUUACUGUCCUCGUUAGACGACGUGUACCCUGGAUCCAUGGGGGCCUUGGAGGGGCGAUAAUUCUCCAUAUUGAGCUUACAAAGCCAAGUGCCGAUGUAGGCUGACAAAUUUUAACGUGUAGUAACAUCCCUCUCUCUCAAUUUCAUAGCCUUAGAAAUGACGUACGGAACCUAGCGAAGUAACGUCGAAUUUCUUUCGGAGGCUAUCAUAAACUUUGUGUCUGACUCACUUGUGCUGCCUAUUAACAGGUCGCUCACGUCGACCAAAAUUAUGGCCACCAACUGCUCAUAUAUAGAGACACGGGUCUGCAGUACUUGGCUUGAACUUUAACUCAAGUAGUACAGAGUGUAAUGCUUUGUUCCAGCAUCUGGCAGAUUGGCGCAAACCAUAAAUACUUUUGCGAAGUUUACAUACCUUUCUUUCGUACCACGUAAUAACAAAACCAGGAGGUUGCUGCAUAUACAACUGCACCAGCUGCCAGAGAAAAGCUGUUAGAUGUAACUCUCUGCUCUGACAGUAUUACGCAUGAGUUGGCAAACUAGCUCGUACCAAACGAUCUCGAACCGUUAUUAUCUGAUCAUAAGUACAUCGUCUUUGAUCAUUUAAACGUCUCGCUAGAUAUCGUCACAUAUCGACAUCCCAAAUCUACGAACUUUAACCUCUACGAAGAGACAAGCCCCAAACGACUAGGUUUCAGGGGUAUUUUCCAAUGAUUGAAUCUCCAAGUGACUUGGAUAAGGUCGUGGAUAAAAGAAACUCACUCAUAGUAGCAAUAUACCAAGAGGCUUGUCCGCUUCGAGUUAUGCGUGCUUCUAGAGAAACACCCUGGUGGAAUGCCGCACUUGUUUGACUCAAAAAGUUAUGCAGAAGUGCUUAGAAUCGCAGACGCAGGGGCGGGUCGGAAGCCUUUAAGUUGGCUCGCAAAGCAUAGAGAAAUUCCCCUCGAUCCUCUGAGCUAAGUGGUUGAAAAAGCCUCUGUCUCAAGUUACAACGAGACUAGCAGAUUAAAUAAGUUACUUUCGAAAUCGAAAGACUUUCAAGUCAGUUCGAUUAGAACUACUUAUGUUGAAUAGUCGUCUGACGAAGAUGUAGUACUCGACUGUCUUUUGACACACACUUUCUAGGCUGUACAGAGCCAUCACUGACGACUGCUCCUGAGUUCUUUUCAGGUAGUUCUGAUUCUUGGGCAUUUGCUCGUAGAUUUGUGACAAUCGAAUCGAUCAUAUGGGGCGAUUGAAAGUUUUGCUCCGUAUAAAUCUCCAGGAAACGAUGGAAUUAUUCCAGUUCUACUACAAAGAGGAUAUGAACACUUCAAGCAUAUUUUGUAAAUGGUUCUUACUUGUAAUCUUGCAACAGGAUACAUUCCAUUAGCGUGGCGGGAAAUAACUGCAAAAUUCAUUCCCAAAGGUGAUCGCGUCACUUAUGAGGAAGCAAAGAGCUUUAGACCGAUCAGUCUGACCUCCUUCCUUCUCAAAUCAGGGGAACAUUUAAUCGACCACUACAUUCGGAAUGUUACCUUGGGCGAGCUCCCACUACAUGCAAUGCAACAUGCAUAUCAGCGGGGGAAGACUACUACCACCCUGUUACACCCUGUUGUUGUCUACAGCAUUGAAAAAGUUUUUUUCACGAAAGCAUUCAAGUUUAGGAGAGUUUCUUGAUACUGAUGUGUCUUUCGAAUCCAUUUUGCAAACAGCACGAGGUCAUGGAGUACCUUCAUAUAUCAAGAACUGGAUACACGCAAUGCUUAGCAACCGACAUCUGUGCUCAUUGUUAAGACAGGUAGAGACAAGAAAACUGAGCGUCUGCGAAUGUCCUCAAGGUGGUCUGAUGUCACCACUUGUAUGGAACCUUGUUGAGGAAACUAAAUGAGCUUGUGUUUCUGGCAUAUGGUUUCGUCGACGAUUAUCGUAUAAUGAUCACCGGUAUUUGCAUUAACACACUUUUUGGUAUGAUGCAACAAACCUUAUGUGUUGCCAAGCAAUGGAGCUCGUCUGUUGCAGUUCAUUGACUCCGAAAUUAUUGUCGCAGAUCAAGUUAAGGAGGUUGGGGUAAUUCUUGACAGCUCACAUCGAUUUUAUAAUCAAGAAAACUUGCAUGGCCUUCGGCCAAUGUAGGCGGGCUUUCGGCAAAUCUUGGGAACUCAAACCCAAGUACAUUCAGUGUAUCUACACAACAAUUGUUAGACCAAUACAGGCAUACGGGUGUAUUGUUUGAUGGCAUGAGGGUGAAGUUAUGCUAAUCCUUAAUUGGAUUAAACCGGGUCGACAACACCUUCUGCUGCUCUAGAGGCACUCUUGAACAUAAAACCACUAAAUGUGUUGUGAAACAAGCACUUUCUUGUGUAUUCCGGGCUUUGGAACAGUAACCAAACAGAUCGUGCAACUAGCCACACAAGACUGUGGCCCCAAAUAAGUUUGCACUUGUUCCCAGUGUCCUUACACUAACAGGUAGCUUUCCUUUUAAAACUUUCAAUGUGCGAAUCCCUCCUCGUGAAGAAUGGCUGUCUGGCUGGAUAGAGUGCCAACUUGAAGAAUAUGUAAUUUGUUCUACUAACGGUUCUUUGUUGGAGGACCAAGCCGGUGCUGGUGUCUACUGUCGUGAAGUGAGAUUAAACCAGUCUCAUUCGCUUGGCAGAUACUGCUCCGUAUUCCAAGCAGAAAUCUUUGCGAUUCUUUGUGGCGUACAAUCGGCACUUGAACAGGGAAUUUGCGGCAAAAGAAUCUUUUUUUGUUCCGACAGUCAGGCUGUCCUAAAAGUGCUUAGUUCGGCAGAUUCGAGAUAGAAAUUCGAAUUGCGAACUCAAAACGAAGAAGUUAGCAUUUCAAAUGCUAUCUACCUUUUAUGGGUACCCGGUCAUUCCGGAAUUACUUGAAAUGAAUGGGCGGACGAGCUAGUUAAAGCGGGCACUACAACUGACUUCGCUGGUCCAGAACCAGUUUCACCACUUUCGAUUGGAUUGGAUAAAGCACAAGAUUCGCUCUUGGGCUGCAUGCAAAUGAUGACUUUUCUGCCGGAGGUGAGUCCGGAAAUGUCAAAGAAUUUGCUAAUUUUCUCCAUCCACAAUUGCAAUAUUCUGGUCAGGGCACUGACUGGACUCAAUUAUCGCAUGGCUACUAUUCAGCGUGCUGAGUAUUAUUCGUGCGAUCUUUGUGAAUCCGAUUACUGAACUUCUUGUCAUUUGAUAUGUAACUGCCCCGCAAUUGCACAUCCGGAUUUUUGGAUCUUCAUUUAUAGGUGAACCUAUGUACAGAGAGCUAAAGCUCAAUGAUAUGCUAUUGUUCCUAACCCAGUGUGGUAAGUAAAGAGCUAUAGUUUAAGCCAUAUUUGAAUGACAGUAUCUCUUCGGGGGUGUUGUCGUUCUAUCCCCUCGGGGUUGUUGAUAUAUCUGCUCCCUGUUUAAAUAAAAAUUCUAAAUCCUUCCAGGGAUUGGUAGUUUUAUUUCUGGUGCUGUAGCACCUGCAGAUCGUUCAGCAUCCUUUCGGGGGUGCAGAAUGCUCUGUUUUAGUUGUUCUGUGUAGUUAUUUUCCUUACCCGUAAAAACCCCCGUUUUCAAAAAUGCCGUUUUAUUCAAACCGAAGCGAGAGGAUCAGAGCGCAUUUCCGAAAGCACUCCUUCUGAGUGCAUAGCAAAGAUAGAAGAAAUGCUCUUGAGGCGACUAAGAUUAGUUGAUUCAUUUUUCCUCCUCCGUGAUUUCUGAUUCCAAAACGAACAACAACAGAUUAAGCGACGGCCAUAUACUGAAUACAUGAAAACGAAUUUUUUCAUUUAUAGAUUCAACCAGUCACAACAUUUUAGUCGCAACAGUGUUUUAAUAUGGCACGAAUUCCUCCCAUAAUAGUGAAAUUCGGUAUGCCAAUAAAAAUGAUAUCGCGUUAAAAUGACACGAAAAGAAAAACUGUCGUUGUCAGUAAAUGGAAAUAUUUUUUUUGUGUAGUACCCUUAAAUAUGAUGCCUAGUAUUCAUACUAAGAGUACAGAGGGCAAUGAUCUAAUACAGAAAUUCAAAUUGGGUGCAAUUCAUAACUUGUCAAUUAAAAUUAAAAUAGAGUUGCCAAUAUCGAGUAUUAUAUGUGAGUUUUGUUAAACGUUCAAUGCCUUAGCCAAUCGGAGCAGUGGUUCUUUUAUCCAUUUCUAUCUAUUUCCAACAAUAAAAAUAACACAACGAGUUUAAAUGGUUGCCCGGCGGAUCUCGCGCAAGCUCUUAGCUAUUGCACGUGGAUCCCUGUUUACGAGGCGGGGAAAUAUUUUUUCUUCACUAACUGCAUAUAGGGGGACGUUCAUAUCUAUCUCGCUGUUGAAUUCUUCCAUGUCAUCAUCGUGGUUGCUCCCUUUAUAGUCGCGAACAUCUGAUUUCUUCCUUGCUUGCAGCCUUUACGAGUGUGAAUUUUCUCAAUGAUUGUGCUGGCUGUAGAUUUUGAGUUACUUGACGCAGCUUUUGCGUUAUCAAUAUUAACUGAACAGGUGCCACAAAUUUGAUAAUUGUUUGUGUUCAGCGGUUUCUGGCCAGAGUAAACCGUAAUGUGCCGUUUUUCACAGAACUGUAACGUGCUAGUUUGUCAUUGAUAGGUGCAAAGAAUGCUAUGUGUUAUUGUACUAUCCCAUAAUGAUUUGUACUGCAUUUCUCCCAAAUGGGACAUGUAUCUGCAAGUAGGCGGUAUUCGAUCUAGUAACCGAACGUUAAUUCUCUUAGUGUCCAUAUAUGAGGCUCGUAAUUUUAGCAUUGUCACACAUAACCCUGUGAGUUAUAUUAUUCAAAAUGUAUGGUUUCGCCUGGGUCAAUUUGUUAAACGGUAUUAGCGCUUAAUACUUGACAUAGUAUAACUCGGUGAAAGUGUAAGUCUAAGCUCCAUUUUCACCUUCAGAGAAUGUUCGUCAUCACGAAUACUCGGUCUUAUGUGAGUCAUCAAUAAUCAUUGCACUAUUUCUUGCUUCUGCGACUCACUCAUCUCGACAGAUUUCUAGGGCCCGAAGUAUAGUAACAGUUUCCUUUGUUCUUCAGACAAGGCCCGCAAUAUAAAAGUAACUAUAUUUGUCGUUCGCUUCGCACUGAAGCAUAAACCACACUGAGUUUCGUGACUAUAGUUUUUUGUUGUUGGAAACAGCAAUCUUUUUCUCAAUAAUUUUUUUACACCAAAUGAGCUACAAAAUUGUUAAAAAUCGCUGAUAAUUUAGCCCCUAGCACCCCCUCCCCCUCCCUUCUCUAGCUACGUGCAUUUUAGUAGAUGUUUUGAAGCCUGAUAUCUUAUUUACAAGUUCUUGGGCCCCCUCCCGACUUUUUUAUGGCUACGAGUUCAAUUAUUUUUUCGAAAACAGUCUUUACUUGCAAAUGGAGCAGGAAAGCUUUUGUUGACUGAUUUCCCCUAUUUUGACUGCUGGUUUUAUGGCUGUAUAGUGCAAAGGGCAAAAAUGAAUUCAUAAUCAUAAAUUUGCAGCGUUUCGAUUUCAAGGUAAAUAUCUGUUGGUGACUAUAUACUAACCAUAAUCGCGUCUAGUUUCAACUUCGUUGAUAGCUUAACUAUAUAUCUAUUUGAAAAGUUGAGACCAACCGCUUUUCUCCCCAAGUAGUCUGCGUAGAAACACUGUACCCGAUAAUCAAGUCUACUUCGAUAAAACCCAGAGGAACAAUUCCUAUAAUAAAUAUUCCAACAUGCAUCGAGUAAACAAACAGAAAAAAAACUUGACCUUGCAGCAUUCUACUCGCAAAACAUAGAGUUGUAUAUUUUCCGACAAUUUUAAACCUUCAAACAUUUAGCCUGUCUAUUUAAACCGAAACGUUCUUUGACUUGCCGAUAGCAUAUAUAGUGUUGAGAAAAA
Messenger RNA from Topomyia yanbarensis, 11222 nucleotides. RefSeq names its product MAGUK p55 subfamily member 7 (gene metro). Gene Ontology annotation, cellular component: cell-cell junction; plasma membrane. The record is from RefSeq and is a predicted model, not a curated record. Gene Ontology annotation, molecular function: protein binding. Bases 595 to 2367 code for a protein of 590 amino acids. The transcript is spliced from 12 exons. NCBI's taxonomy places the organism in Eukaryota, Metazoa, Arthropoda, Insecta, Diptera, Culicidae.